AACUCAUGGUGGUGGAGCUGCUCUGUGCACCAGUACUAAAACAUCCAAAAAAUGUGUAAGGGAUUAGCUGCCCUGCCUCAGACAUGUCUGGAAAGGGCUAAAGAGAUAAAGACAAAAUUGGGAACUCUGCUCCAGAAGCCAGAAAAUGCUAUUGACCUUAUCAUCCCAUACCCUGAAAAGCCUGAGAAGAAACCAGAGAAGCUUCAGAAGCCAUCCCCUGAAGAAGCUGCUGAGUGGCGGGACUCUCUGGACCGCAUGAUCAACAACAAUUAUGGCCUAGCAACCUUCAGGAGUUUCCUGAGGUCUGAGUUCAGUGAGGAGAAUAUUGAAUUCUGGGUGGCAUGUGAGGAUUUCAAGAAGACUAAAGCCCCCCUGAAAAUGGCCACCAAAGCCAAGAAGAUUUAUCAGGAUUUCAUCCAAAAUGGUGGACCCAAAGAGGUUAACAUAGAUCACUUUACCAAGGAGCUGACCCUGAGAAACCUGGUGGACCUUUCUCCGUCCAGCUUUGAUCUGGCCCAGAGGCGCAUCUACACUCUGAUGGAGAAGGACUCCUUGGGCCGUAGUUCCUCAGAUCUGAGCAGUACCAGGAACUGACCAAGUAAACAGAAUUCACUCCAGCUGCAGGGACACAAUGCAACAAAUCCAUUACAAUCUAUGUAGUUCCCAGCACCAGUUUAUUCCACACCUAGUGUAGUGCCUUCAUGUGCUAUGCUACUGCCUUGCCCCACAGACUAUUGUCCUGAAAACAUGAUCUUAACCUCUUCUGAAAGGGACCAUUGACAGUGUGAAAUUGUAUAAAUGAAAAAACAUUGUCUUCCUGCAGCUUACCACAAUAUUAACUCACAACUUUUAAAAUAUUUGUUUGAUGUCUAAAUAACCAACACUACAAAUAUUAUGCCUAGAAAAAAAUAAUUGUCAUAUCAGUAAACAUUUAAAUUGUACAAGCUCUUAAUGUAUAUUUUACGCACUGUUCACAGCUUGAAAUGCAUAGUCUGUUAACUGGAGUAGUGUUCUCUUUUCAUCCCCGUGGACCAAAUAAAAUGGAAAACUGUAGUCAGACUGAUCCCCCCUUUCAAUUCAUGCCUUAUCUUGGCAAUUAGAAGAGUUGCUCAUGUUUUUGGACAGGGCAAUCUGACCUCCAAGGCACAAUUAGAAGUGUCUGAGCACUGAGUUCUUCACAGAGAGCGAUUUGUGGUGGGGUGGGAGAGAACAGGGAGGGCUUUUUCUUGGAAAUGUCCACAUUAAUGUCCACAGUAUGGUAAAUGGGGAGGGGGAAAUACACACUUAAUCCAGAAAGGCCCACCAUCAGUCACAGUAAGAGAAAGCAAGUGACAUGUUUAAAUGCACUGAGUUCCUGGGAAAAGCCAGAGAGGAGGCUGGUUGCAGCAUAGCAGCCAAAUUGUAAGUUGCUAAGAUGGGAUAUCAAGUAGUAUGGGAUCUCUAUAAAGCAGAGAAAACCGUAUCUUCAUCCAGAGCUUUCCCAAGAAAGGGCCAAAGCACAAAGCAAAUAUACUCUAACAGUGUAUGUGGAUUGUAGCAAAGCAUAAUGUACUCUAGACCAAAUCAUUGGUAUCACCAUUUUUGUCACAGAGUUUAUAAACAUAUAUAUAU
Messenger RNA from Electrophorus electricus (electric eel), 1611 nucleotides. RefSeq names its product regulator of G protein signaling 5a (gene rgs5a). NCBI's taxonomy places the organism in Eukaryota, Metazoa, Chordata, Actinopteri, Gymnotiformes, Gymnotidae. The record is from RefSeq and is a predicted model, not a curated record.